AUGACGCCAAUAAAAAAGGAAAUUAAAACAAGAUUCCCAGUUGCCCGCAUUAAACGAUUAAUGCAAUCAGACGAAGAUAUUGGCAAAGUUGCUCAAGCUACCCCUAUUAUUGUCGCCAAAGCCCUUGAGCUUUUUAUGGUCUCACUCAUUGAAGAAUCUUGUAAACAAGCCCGUGACCGUAACGCAAAACGCGUCACCCCUGCCCAUCUCAAACAAGCCGUUAAAUCCGUCGAACAUUUCGAUUUCCUCGAAGAUACUGUCAGAAAGUACCCAGAUCCUGUCGGCCCCGCUGUUCCAUCUCCUGCUGCCGCCGCUGCUGCCGCCGCCGCCGCUGCUGCUGCUGCUGCUGCGGCUGCUGCCGCUGCGGCAACUACAAGUGCUGAGAAUGAGACUUUUGAGGCGUCCGCAGGAUCAGACGCAGUUGCAGCUGCUACUGCAGAAACAGAAACAGCCCUUAGCGCAUCCUUGUCGGCGGCGGGUCCCGACGACGAGUCUGAGGAUUCGGGGUCCAGUCAGUCGAGCGAUGAAUAG
Magnusiomyces paraingens is the source of this 531-nucleotide messenger RNA. RefSeq lists its product as uncharacterized. Gene Ontology annotation, molecular function: transcription corepressor activity; ice binding; transcription coactivator activity. Gene Ontology annotation, biological process: negative regulation of transcription by RNA polymerase II; transcription by RNA polymerase II; positive regulation of transcription by RNA polymerase II. Gene Ontology annotation, cellular component: nucleus; negative cofactor 2 complex. The transcript is spliced from 2 exons. Bases 1 to 531 code for a protein of 176 amino acids. The record is from RefSeq and is a predicted model, not a curated record. NCBI's taxonomy places the organism in Eukaryota, Fungi, Ascomycota, Dipodascomycetes, Dipodascales, Dipodascaceae.